This is a messenger RNA of Suillus subaureus, 554 nucleotides long. RefSeq lists its product as uncharacterized. NCBI's taxonomy places the organism in Eukaryota, Fungi, Basidiomycota, Agaricomycetes, Boletales, Suillaceae. The record is from RefSeq and is a predicted model, not a curated record. The transcript has a single exon. The coding region runs from base 46 to 363 and encodes 105 amino acids.
UGACUUUGACUUAUAUAUUAUGGGCCUGAACGCAGGCACGUCAGUAUGGCUGCGCUUCUGAAUCUUCGUGCUAUCCUCACUGAUGCCAGAGCCUACAUAGAACACGCUCUAUCACCGCUUCCGUUCCUGCACCAUUAUCAAGCCGGUGCUCAGUGCGUAUCAUCCCCAGAACCCACUCUCGCUUCAAACACACACAUAUUUAUGUCUGUCUGUCUGUCUGUGCAGGACGUUCAGAUAGAAGUACUUACUAGUACCGAGUCCACUCACAAUGCAUGUCAUGCGCGGACACCCAAUGUACACCCCCCGCGUAACUCGGAAGCCAUCUCGCGGGAUGUUAACAUUGGGUGUCCCCAAAGGGACUAACAGGUUUACUCAUGACACUCCGAUCCCAGCACGUCCCCCUUAACCGCCACCUCUACCGCAUUAACAAAGUCGAAAGUCCACACUGCCUACACUGCCCAUAUGACGAAGAAUCAAUUCACCACUUUACGCUAAAAUACCCUACUAUGUGAGAGAGAGACACACGCCCUUCAAUGCGCACUAGGACGUGACGC